Messenger RNA from Helicoverpa zea (corn earworm), 1824 nucleotides. RefSeq names its product mitochondrial tRNA methylthiotransferase CDK5RAP1. The coding region runs from base 127 to 1824 and encodes 565 amino acids. Gene Ontology annotation, biological process: negative regulation of cyclin-dependent protein serine/threonine kinase activity; tRNA modification. NCBI's taxonomy places the organism in Eukaryota, Metazoa, Arthropoda, Insecta, Lepidoptera, Noctuidae. Gene Ontology annotation, cellular component: mitochondrion; cytosol. Gene Ontology annotation, molecular function: 4 iron, 4 sulfur cluster binding; tRNA-2-methylthio-N(6)-dimethylallyladenosine(37) synthase activity. The transcript has 7 exons. The record is from RefSeq and is a predicted model, not a curated record.
UUAUGUUGUGAAUGUCAGUUGAAUUAUAAUCUUAGUUUUUAGGUUAUGUGGUUUUAUAAUGAAUAUUUUACCAGCUUAAUCAUUUAUUUACAUAUGAUAUUGGUUCAGGAAUAAAAAAGCAUCAAUAUGAUUUUAAUUCGACGGGCCCAGUAUUUAUCAAGACUCUUAAACAAGGCUAAUGCAAGUAAUUAUUGUCGAUGUUAUUCUGAUACAAAUCGCAAAUCUUCAAUCACAGAAAAAAUUAAACAGGGACCAGGUUUAAAGGAUUUUAUAAUUGAAAGCUCUGAGCCAGUUCUCAUAGAUCGUCCUCAUAUACCUUACUUGCUGGAAAAUGAUAAAAUAAAGACAAAGCGAAAAGUUUUCUUUGAUGUGUACGGUUGCCAAAUGAAUCUCAAUGAUACUGAUAUAGUUUGGUCUAUCUUGAAGAAAGAAGGUUUUGAGAAGACGACAGUCGAAGAAGAAGCUGAUAUAUUCCUGGUGAUGACGUGUGCUAUUCGAGAAGGUGCUGAAACUAAGAUUUGGCACCGUUUGGAUCAUCUGAGAGGCUACAAAAGGCGUGCCAAAGAUCGUUCUGUGAAAAUCGGUAUUCUCGGAUGUAUGGCAGAGAGAUUGAAAGAGAAACUUAUUGAAAAAGAAAAGGCUGUUGAUGUUGUGGCAGGUCCAGACAGCUACCGAGACCUGCCGCGUCUGCUGGCGCUGACAGAAAAUGGGCAGACAGCCGUCAAUGUGCUGCUUUCACUGGACGAGACGUAUGCUGAUGUGGUGCCUGUCAGGUUGAAUGAAGGCAGUGUGUCCGCUUUCAUCUCCAUAAUGCGCGGCUGUGACAACAUGUGCACAUACUGCAUAGUGCCGUUCACUCGCGGCAGAGAGCGUUCCCGUCCGGUUUCAUCCAUCGUGGACGAGGUGCGCCACUUGGCCGACCAGGGCGUGAAGGAAGUCACGCUGUUGGGACAGAAUGUCAACAGUUACAGAGAUGUCUCACAAGCUACUGAGAAGUUUGAUACUCAUAUGGCUAAAGGAUUCAAAACAGUGUAUAAAACUAAGAAAGGUGGAAUGAGGUUUGCUGAUCUCCUUGACAAGGUUUCUGCUGUGGAUCCUGAGAUGAGGAUCCGGUUCACUGCUGCUCAUCCUAAAGAUUUUCCUGAAGAAGUCCUACAAAUAAUAUCAGACCGCCCCAACAUCUGCAAGCUGCUCCACCUGCCGGCGCAGUCGGGCAGCAGCGCCGUGCUACAGCGCAUGCGCCGCGGCUACACGCGGGAGGCGUACUUGCAACUCGUGGACGAUGUCAAGAGGACUAUACCGGGAGUGGGUUUGUCAACUGACAUGAUCUGCGGCUUCUGCGGGGAGACGGAGGAAGAGUUUCAGGAGACGCUCUCACUCAUGGAGAUUGUGGACUACAAUAUCGCUUUCCUAUUCCCUUAUAGUAUGAGAGAGAAAACCACAGCCUACCGCCGUUACAAAGACGACGUACCAGAACAAAUUAAAAAGGUACGUCACCACCGUAUGCUAGAAAUAUAUAGAAGAAAAUGCCAAAUACUAAACGAGGCAGAAAUUGGCAACACUCACCUAGUCUUAGUAGAAGGGACGGCGAAGAAGUCUGGCAACAUUUUGGGAAGAAAUGAGUUGUAUUUAAGGGUGGUUUUUGAGCAAGCGGAUAUUUUGGCUGAAGAUGGUGGUAAAAGGCGAGUGAAACCGGGAGAUUAUGUAGCUGUGAAGAUUGUGGGAGCGAAGUCAGCGACACUGUAUGGGGUACCAUUGUAUCAUACUAGUUUGUGUGAUUUCUAUAGGGAAAAUCAAUGGGGGGUGAGGCAAGCUGUUAAUUAA